Messenger RNA from Toxorhynchites rutilus septentrionalis, 1979 nucleotides. RefSeq lists its product as uncharacterized. The record is from RefSeq and is a predicted model, not a curated record. Lineage: Eukaryota; Metazoa; Arthropoda; Insecta; Diptera; Culicidae. Bases 204 to 1979 code for a protein of 591 amino acids. The transcript is spliced from 2 exons.
UAAUAUUUGGUGUCAGAAGUGGGGUCAAAAAUUCGUCGCGAUAAGUUUUCAGUGAAGAAAAAAAAAGUGAAAAACGGACAAUAUUGUUAAAAUAGUGUGUUUUAAUUAGAACAACAAAUUAAGCAACAGUACGUCGGAUCAUCGGUGCCACAAGAAAUAACCCUAGGACUCAUCACGCAAAUUAUCACCGCACUCAAAAAGCGAUGACCAUGUUUGGUCUCAUAAUAUUACUACCAAUAGUUUUAGGACUGGAAUAUGAGCUGACGGCUUUGGAUAAUUCUGGAUUCGCCAUGGAAAGAAUACCAAAGGUUCUUUACACCAAGCAAGCUGUUGAAAUCACGACAUACGUAAAUCUAACGGAGAUCAAGAUAGAUUUGUCCAUCCUGGAUAAAAUGAUCAACGUCUCAGGAGAAGCAUGUCUGAAGCUCAAAGUUUUGAAGCUACAAACGCAUUGCGAAUUUGAAAUGGCAAGUAUACGGCAUCGUCAAGAGGAAAUGAUGGGUUUCGAGUUUUUGUUCAAGGAAAAAGAAAGAAACAAGAGAAGUGUACCUCUGUUAGGUAAACUUGGGAAAGUAGCGAAGACUUUAAUUGGUACUUUGGAUGAAGAUGAUGGACAAUAUUACGAAGAAAAUUUCAAACGUGUAAAGAAAAAUGAAGAUAUGUUGGUCAGUACAGUACGAAAACAAACUAUGGUAUUAAAUUCAUUGUUUGAGAUUAUUAAUAAAACAACUAUUCCUAGUAUAGAAAUGUUCGAUAAAUUUCAAGAAAAGUUUAAGGAUUUUUCAACAUAUGUUACGAAUUAUCAUCAUAAUACAGACAACCAAAUUUUAAGAAUGUAUAGCGAAUUAGGUUUUCGAGAAUGUUUCUCAUUGACAAAUUUACUGUGUACAACAAUUCAAGGGAAAAUUAAUCAAAUUACCAAUUUACUUGUUAGCGAACGAAAAAAUCUUCAUCCAUUUUUGAUUCCGUCAGAUGUUUUGAUUGAAAAGUUAAUGAAAAUAUCUGCUGUAUUACCAAAAGGUUCCAGAUUCCCACUUCGUUUAGAUUCCUCUAAUAUUUUUGAAUAUUAUCGCAUGUCAACGGAAUCUAGAUAUAGAUACAAAGAAUUUCUUAUUUUUGUCGCCCACAUCCCAACGGUACAUGAUACAAUUUUCCAUACAUUUAAAUUGACUGCUAUUCCUGUUCGACUAAUCGAUAAUAAAUUCACAGUUUUCAAAUUUGAACAAGAAAUUUUAGUAACUGAUAACGAAAUGAAGAAAUACACAAGUCUUCCUAGUAGGACAUUGGAUUUUUGUAAACAUUUGAAAGAUAUUAUAUUGUGUCCGCAUUUAUUUAGUAUGAAUAGUAAGCCAUCCUGUGAAUUAUCACUCUUGAAACAAUCGAGAGAAUCUGAAAAACUAUGUAAAAAAACAGAGUUGCAGCUUGAGGGAUCACUUUUCAUUAAAUUAUAUAUGUUAAAUACUUGGGUGAUUGUAGCUCCGUCUUUGGAGAUAGCACAUUUAAUUUGUAAAGACAAAAAUCAACCAAUGAAACUGGCAAACACUGCCAUGAUAACAAUCAAUGCGGAUUGCAAAUUAAUUACAGAUCAUGUAUAUUUAACCCCAGGGAUGCUAAAUUUCACCGAGAUUGAUUUUAAUUUUACGAGAGUGUUGAAUUCUUCAGAUUUUAAAAUACCUGUUGUCAAAAGUACUGUAAUUCAUUCAUACGAAAACAAUAAAUUGGCUAAUAUAGGUAAACAUAUCCAGCAAUUAGAGGAUGAAAAAAUUAUUCUAGACAAAAUUGAAAGUAGAAACACUGAAUAUCAAAUUAUCAAAAUAGGUUUUGGAAUUAUUUUGCUCGGAAUGAUUUCUUAUAUAUUCGUAAAAAUAUAUUUCAUGUGUUGUAAAGUAACAAAAAUAAAACAAGAAAACUUAGAUGAAGCAGAUAAUAAGAAAAAUAUGGAGCUUGUUCCUUUCAGAAAUUCUCCAAUAAUACUGUAA